Molecule: messenger RNA, 1402 nt
Organism: Odocoileus virginianus texanus
Lineage: Eukaryota; Metazoa; Chordata; Mammalia; Artiodactyla; Cervidae
Source: RefSeq, a predicted model, not a curated record
GGCGGGGCCGGCAGCCUGGCCGCUUGGGUCUGCGAUCCUCAGAGCUUCGGCAGGCGGGGUCCACGUUCUUCUUUCUCUCCCGACCUCGGCCCGCGCCGUGCCGGACCUGGCCUCGCGCGGCCGGUCUCUCCCGCUCCGUGCGUGCCGUCGAGGGAGCGGCACCGUUGUGGCGCCGCGCGGCCGCAGGCGAGUGCAUGGCAGCCCCCACGCCCCCACCGCCGGACCCCCAGUUCGUUCUGCGCGGCGCCCACUCAGCCGUGCACGCACUGCACUUCUGCGCUGGAGCCGAGGGGCAUCCACUGCUCCUCUCAGGGUCGCUGCGUGGGCUGGUGCACAUCUGGAGCCUACAGACGCGGAGGCCGAUCGCGGCCCUGGACGGCCAUGGGGGCCAGUGUGUGACCUGGCUGCACACGCUUCCCCGGGGGCCCCAGCUGCUCAGCCAGGGCCGCGACCUGCAGCUGUGUGUGUGGGACCUGGCAGAGGGCAGGAAUGCCGUGGUGGACGCCGUGCGUCUGGAGAGCAUGGGCUUCUGCAGGGCCUCCAUCCUGGCCGACGGCCCACAGCGCUGGAUGGUGGCCGUGCCCGGGAGAGGUAAUGACGAGGUCCAAGUUCUGGAGCUGCCGUCCAAGACGUUGGUGAGCUGCCUGAAGCCCGAGGCGGGGGCCAGACUGGGCAUGCCCAUGUGCCUGCAGCUCUGGCAGGCUGCGUCCAGCUCCCGCCCGUCGCUUCUGGCCGGCUACGAGGACGGCUCACUGGCCCUGUGGGACGUCUCCACGCGGAAGGUGUGCAGCCACGUCGCCUGCCACUCGGAGCCCGUCAUGGGCCUGGCCUUGGACCCGUGGAGGGCCAGGGGCGUGUCGGGCUCCGCGGAGAAGGCACUGGCCGUCUGGAGCCUGGAGGGGCAGCAGGCACUGCAGGUGCGCGGGACCCACAAGCUCACCAACCCCGGGAUCGCCGACGUCAAGAUCCGGCCAGACAGCAAGAUCCUGGCCACUGCGGGCUGGGACCACCGUGUCCGCGUGUUUCAGUGGCGGACGAUGCGGCCGCUGGCCGUGCUGGCCUUCCACAGCGCCACCAUCCACUGCGUGGCCUUCGACACCGCGGGCCUGCUGGCCGCGGGCUCCGGGGACCAGCGCAUCAGCGUCUGGUCGCUCUACCCGCCCACGUGACUCAGCAUGGAGGGGAUGCAGGCACAGAGGCGUGGUCCUGGGCCCCCUCCUGCCCGGGGCCAACUCCCCAUCAUGACGACGCAGAGACUGUGGGCCCUGGUGGCUGCUGUUUACGGCAUAACCAGGCUGGAUGCUGGGCACCUGCCAGGCAAGAGAGGCCAUUCUCCGCACCUGACAAUAAACUCGUUUGCAGACCAGCAGUUUGGAGGUGUGAAUUUUCCCAGGUGACCCCU